AGCGUCUUAUUCUGCGUGUUUUCGAUAUUGUAUCGUGCAAAUGGUGGCUUCGACGAUGUUUUGUUCAAUGUUUCUUAAACAUUAAUCGGUCAUACCAUCAGUUGCGCAUAAUAAGUAGGAAGAUAGCGUUUGUCGCUUGAUUCUGUACUUGUAGAAACUUACUGCCGACAUGGUAAAGCUUCAGAAGAAAUUUUUUGCGGGUGACAAAGUCUUUGCGAAAGUUCGAGGUUAUCCACCGUGGCCAGCUAAAGUUGAAAAAGUGAUUGAGCCAAAUUCAAAGAAUACAAAAUACAGUGUUUACUUCUAUGGUACGGGGGAAACUGCUGUAUGUAAAGUGGAAGAACUGUAUACAUAUACAGAGAAUAAAGCAAAAUUUGGCAAGCCCAUUAGAAGAAAGUUUUUUCAUGAAGGCUUAAUACAGUUAGAACAAGAGCUUAAAAAUGACAGAAACAAAUCAGCAAAUCUGAGUGAUCUGAAAGAAGCUGGUAUCGGUGAUGGAACCAGAGCUGGUGAUACUGGACUAAAUUUACCUACGGUUAGCGCAGCCGACAGUGAUUUAGAAUCAGGAUCUCUGGUUAUUGAUGAGGAGGAGAAAAAGAAAUCUAUGAAAAGGAAAACUCUUUCUGCCACUAAUAACCCUGAUACACCCGAGGUAAAGAAACGGCGUGGGAAAGCAAAAUCUUUACCCACAUCUUCGAGCGACACGAAACACGAUACCGGUGCAGAAUCUCAAGGAGAGGAAUCGCCAAAAGAAGUUGUGAGUCGUAGUGGACGAAAAAUUAAACCAAAGCGGUUUGCUGAUUUCUCAAGUUCAGAGGAAACGGAUAAUACGACAGAAAAAAAUGUUCUUGUGCAUUUCAAUCAUAUUGUAGAACAUGGAAGAGGUCGUCCUAAAAUCAAGAUCGAAGAUGCCAGCGACCAAGCAACACCUAGCGCGAUGCACAAAAAGAGAGCUGCUAUGGAAAAAAAAAAUAAUUUAGGUGAAGCACCGAUAUUGGAAGGCACUGUAGUGUCUAGUACUUCAUCCUCAGAUACGGGGGGACGAUUUUUACUAGCAUUAACAUUCGCUGGUGAAUAUGUUGGAAUUAAGUUGGAUAUAGAUAAGCCAAAGUCUUUUGAAAGUGAAAAAGCUCGAGCACAAUGGGAAUGGUCUACGGCUAGAAAUGCUAUGAAAUUGAAGGGGCAAUUGGAAAGCGGCGAAAUUUUGCCAGAGCAAGUGAAAGAUUGUUUAGAUUUCAAUAUACAUGUUCCAGACGAUGAAAAGCGGUUGUUAGCAAAGGACGGCGCUCUUCAUCGCAAGACAAAUAAAUUAAGAUGGCUUCGUAUAGAAGCACAACUUUUACAACUGGAUGCACAAAUUAAAUCUAACCUUGGAUUGGAUCGAGCAAAUCCGGAUAAGUGUUUGCAAGCAAUGGACGAUAUGUUGUUGCUACCAAUCGAUCCGUUGAUGUUGAAAAAGCAUCCGCAUAUCGUGGAAACGGUCAAAAGGUUGCGGCGGUACAUCGGUAAUUUAGCUGACUGGAAAUUAAGCGAAGAAGAGGAGGCUAUUUUCAAACAAAAGGCAGAACAAAUUAGGCAAAAGGCUGAACAUAUAUACAACAAAUUUAAGGCUAUGUUUACCAUACCGGAAGGUCAGUCGUUUUGGCAAUCAUUUUCGGACCAAGUGGUCCAUUUCAAAGAGUUAACAAAGGAUAUGCCCGAAGAAAAAGUAUUUUCUCUAAUAUCUGAUCCUGCUUGUCCAGAAAAUAAACUUACAGAUACAGCCAUAUCAGAGGAUUCACCCGUGGAAGAAAGCGGCAAUCAACCGGAUACAGAUGCGCCAGUCGAAUCUAAAUUAGAAGUGCCUACAAGGAGUGUAACUCCAAAAGAGUCAGAGGCCAAGUAACAUAGUGAUCUUUUGUAUCUGAUAUUGUGAAAAAUUAUUAUUUUCUUUCGUACCAAUGUGGUACGUUACACGAUACGAGUGUCUUAAAGUUGAAGAAAACGGAAAAGAAAGCAAAAAACUAAUUCGUUUUUUCACACUUGGAUAAAUUCUGAUGUUACGUUUUAUUCGAUGGGACUUCUGAUACAUUUUCCUUGCAAUAUUUGUAACUAAGAAGCUCGUGAGACAAACGAUAAGUCUUUACUCUGUUGUCAAGCAUGUUAAGAAAGAUGAUCAGUUAAUUAUAGCGCACCUAGAAUUUAAAUUAGAUACCAUAAUUCUUUCCUUUAUUCAGUAUCGCGUUUCUUUUACGGUCGCAAUUCCUUCCUCGUCGUGAGGCACCACCGAAGCAGAAAGAUAAGUACGAACACCAUAUAGAUGUCUUCGUUGUUUUAACGCAAAAUUUGCCUAUUUCAUUAAUCACAGAUACCAAUGUAUAUAUUUAUAAAUAUAAGAGAAAAAAAAAGGAAAACUGCAAUACUCUAUAUACAAAGAUCAAAGGUGCGAUGUGGGGUAGACGCGAUAAACGGCAAGCUCUAUUAUUUUAGAACAGCGAUAUCCAAACAAUGUUAUUGGAAUUAAUAAGCCGUUAUUUUGAUCGUAAGUGUUUUCAUCGCACUUUGAAGGCAUAAUUAGAAUGAAUUGAUUCGAAAAGAAACAUUUGAAAAAAUUAGGCCUUUUAUUGUUUAUAUUUGCGUAAAAAGAUUAAAUUUUUAUCGCGUUCGCGUAAGAUAUCGCUAUCACAACAUUGUACAAAUUAGAAAAGUAAUGAUUUUUAAUUGAAUUUCGGCUAAAGAAUAUUAUUAAAGACUUAUCGAUAGGUUUUUAUGUCAUUCAAAGAGAGUAUUGUGAGGACAAAAACGUGUCCUGCAUAGAUCUCUUAAAAGAACACAAAUCACAGCGUAAUUUAUAAAUUACACUUUUAUAUGGGCAACAAAAGUUUAAACAAGCCGCAUAUUUAUUUAGAUUCCGUAUCUCCUCAUGGUGUAAGGCACAAUAAUCAUCUAUUUCUGUUAACCGAUGCUUUUUAAGGCGGUCUAUGCUUAAGUUAAGCACGACAUAUACGACAUAAACGAUAUAAAUGUACUUUUGUAAACACUUGUCGCAGAAAUAACACUGUAAAAGGUGAUGUUGUUAAUAAAAACAAAUUGCUCUAUA
Megachile rotundata (alfalfa leafcutting bee) is the source of this 3079-nucleotide messenger RNA. It is a transcript of the gene Jasper, whose product is annotated as JIL-1 anchoring and stabilizing protein. Lineage: Eukaryota; Metazoa; Arthropoda; Insecta; Hymenoptera; Megachilidae. The record is from RefSeq and is a predicted model, not a curated record.